AUGCUCCCCCGCCAUCGCCAUGUCCGCCGCCUCCUCCUCCUCCCCAAGCCCCUGCCUCUCUCCACCAGCGCCACCACGGCCUUCUCACCUCCCAACCCCGCUCCCUCCUCCGCCGCCGCCUUCCCCACCGCCCCCUGCCCCGGCCUCGACCCGGCCGCGCUGGCCCCCGACGACGCCAUCGCGGCGCUGCCAUCCGUCGCGGACUCCGAGGGCUCCACGGCGGCGCUUGCGCUCUUCCGCCGCCUCUCCUCCCGCCCGGACCUCUGCCACCUCAUGCGGCUCUACGCCACGGCCACCACCUUAUUCGUCGCGCGGGAGAACCUGCCCAUGGCGCACGAGGCAGCGCGCGCGAUGGUGGCCAACUUCGCGGAGGCCGGGCGCCUGCGGGAGGCCACGGACAUGCUGCUCGAGCUGCGGAGCCACGGGCUCCCGCUCGUCGUCGAGACCGCCAACUGGGUGCUCCGCGUCGGGCUGCGGCACCCGGGCUGCUUCGCCCACGCGCGCGAGGCGUUCGACGGAAUGGCGCGGGCCGGCGCCGCCGCCGGCGGCGGCGGCGGCGUGCGCCCCGACGGACGCAGCUUCCGGGCGCUCGUCCUCGGGGGCUGCCGGGAGGGGCGGUUCGAGGAGGCCGACGCCCUGCUAGCGGCGAUGUGGCGGGAGGGGUUCUCCCUCGACAGCGCCACGUGCACGGUGGUCGUGCGCGCGUUCUGCCGGCAGGGACGGUUCAGGGACGUGCCUGAGCUGUUCGGGAGGAUGUCGGAGAUGGGUAUGCCGCCGAACGUGGUGAAUUACACUGCGUGGAUCGAUGGUCUGUGCAAGAGAGGCUUUGUCAAGCAGGCGUUCCAUGUGCUGGAGGAGAUGGUCGCGAAAGGGUUGAAGCCAAAUGUGUACACACAUACGUCGCUCAUCGAUGGGCUAUGCAAGAUUGGGUGGACAGAGCGGGCGUUCCGCCUGUUCUUGAAGCUUGUUAAGAGUAGCUCCUACAAGCCGAACGUGCACACGUACACUGUGAUGAUUGCAGGGUACUGCAAAGAGGGCAAGCUUGCUCGAGCUGAGAUGCUGUUGGGGAGGAUGGUUGAGCAGGGACUGGCCCCAAACACAAACACAUACACUACAUUGAUCAAUGGGCACUGCAAAGGAGGCAGCUUCGAUCGUGCCUUUGAGCUUAUGAAUAAGAUGAAGCUGGAAGGUUUCCUGCCCAAUAUUUACACAUAUAAUGCCAUUAUUGGGGGAUUUUGCAAGAAGGGAAAGAUUCAAGAGGCUUACAAGGUGCUCCGAAUGGCCACUAGUCAGGGUCUGCAUCUUGAUAAGGUGACGUACACUAUACUGAUAACUGAACAUUGCAAACAGGGCCACAUAACUUAUGCUCUUGAUUUGUUAAACCAGAUGGCAGAGAACAGUUGCCAUCCUGAUAUAGACACGUAUACCACCAUCAUUGCUAUGUAUUGUCAGCAGAGGCAAAUGGAACAAAGUCAGCGGCUCUUUGACAAAUGUCUUUCCAUAGGAUUAGUGCCAACGAAGCAAACUUAUACCUCAAUGAUUGCAGGAUACUGUAGAGUUGGCAAAUCGACCUCGGCUCUCAAGGUCUUUGAGAGGAUGGUUCAACAUGGAUGCCUUCCUGACUCUAUAACUUAUGGGGCACUGAUAAGUGGGUUAUGCAAGGAAUCAAGACUAGAGGAAGCAAGGGCAUUAUUUGAGACAAUGCUUGAUAAACAUUUGGUGCCAUGCGAUGUAACUUGUGUCACCUUAGCUUAUGAAUAUUGCAGGAGGGAUAAGACAACCAUUGCUGUAUCAUUCUUGGAUAGACUGGACAAACGGCAACAGGCUCAUACAGCAGAUGCACUAGUUAGAAAGCUCAGUACUGUUGGGAAUUUGGAUGCUGCUAGUCUUUUCCUUAAAAAUGUUCUGGACAAGCAUUAUGCUGUUGACCAUGCAACUUAUACAAGCUUCAUCAAUUCAUGCUAUGAAAGCAAUAGAUAUGCUCUAGCUUCUGAAAUAUCUGAAAAGAUCUCAAAGCGGAUUUCUGGCUUUAAGAAAAAGGAUGUUGCAGUUAUUCCUUGA
Molecule: messenger RNA, 2061 nt
Organism: Miscanthus lutarioriparius
Lineage: Eukaryota; Viridiplantae; Streptophyta; Magnoliopsida; Poales; Poaceae
Source: the annotation of a GenBank genome assembly